GCUGAGGAGGAGCCGCCGCUGCCGUCGCCGUCGCCGCCGCCGCCGCCACCGCUACCGAGGCCGAGCGGAGCCGUUAGCGCCGAGCCGCCGCCGCCGCCCGCCCCGGAGCAGCCCCGGGCCCGCCCGCCCGCGUCCAGAUUUUUUAAAAAUACGAUGUCUAAUGGUUAUGAAGACCACAUGGCCGAAGACUGCAGGGAUGACAUCGGGAGAACGAAUUUAAUUGUCAACUACCUCCCUCAGAACAUGACCCAGGAUGAGUUACGAAGUCUCUUCAGCAGUAUUGGGGAAGUUGAAUCUGCAAAGCUUAUUCGGGACAAAGUGGCAGGACACAGCUUGGGCUAUGGCUUUGUGAACUACGUGACUGCAAAGGACGCCGAGAGAGCGGUAAACACGCUGAACGGCCUGCGGCUCCAGUCAAAGACCAUUAAGGUGUCGUACGCUCGCCCAAGCUCAGAGGUCAUCAAAGACGCCAACUUGUACAUCAGCGGACUCCCGAGGACCAUGACCCAGAAGGACGUGGAGGACAUGUUCUCUCGGUUCGGGCGCAUCAUCAACUCCCGGGUCCUUGUGGAUCAGACCACAGGUUUGUCCAGAGGGGUUGCGUUUAUCCGGUUUGACAAACGGUCGGAAGCGGAAGAGGCAAUUACCAGUUUCAAUGGUCAUAAACCCCCAGGUUCCUCCGAGCCCAUUACAGUGAAGUUUGCCGCCAACCCCAACCAGAACAAAAACGUGGCGCUGCUCUCCCAGCUCUACCACUCGCCGGCCAGACGGUUCGGAGGCCCCGUCCAUCACCAGGCGCAGAGAUUCAGGUUCUCCCCUAUGGGUGUAGAUCACAUGAGCGGGCUUUCUGGGGUCAAUGUCCCAGGCAACGCUUCCUCGGGCUGGUGCAUCUUCAUCUACAACCUCGGCCAGGAUGCCGAUGAGGGGAUCCUUUGGCAGAUGUUCGGCCCCUUUGGCGCCGUCACUAACGUGAAAGUGAUUCGCGACUUCAACACCAACAAGUGCAAAGGCUUUGGCUUUGUGACCAUGACAAACUAUGAAGAAGCCGCGAUGGCCAUAGCAAGUCUGAACGGCUACCGCCUGGGGGACAAAAUCUUACAGGUUUCCUUCAAAACCAACAAGUCCCACAAAUAACUCGCUCAUGCUUUUUUUUGUACGGAGUAGCUAAUUAAGAGUGAAGAAGUUGAACCUUUUUUGUUAGUGUACAACUCAUUUUGCGCCAAUUCUCACAAGUGUUUGUCUUAGUCUAAAUGAGAAGUGAAAAGGUUUUUAUACUCUGGGAUGCAACCGACAUGUUCAAAUGUUUGAAAUCCCACCAUGUUAGACCAAUUUUAAGUUUCUUAAGUUAUUUCCUUUAAAAUAUAUAUUAAACAGAAAUCUAAGUAGACUGUUGACUAGCCAGUCCCUCGGGAUGGUGGUGAAACUGAAGCAUGCUUUAACUUCUGAGACUGUCUAACACCCGUUUCAUUCGCUCUCGCCACAAACUGGACACAAAAAACCAAACGAAAUGAUCUUUUAGUUCUAGUUUGAGUUUUGAGACUAAAGCCGUUAGACAGAUGCUGGGUGUGCGUUCCACCGCUUCACCAUUUUAAGCGAUUUCUGCUUUGGUUGACAGGAAAUGGCUCUCCCAAGCAGGUUCCAUUGCCACCUCCUGCCCACUCAGCCCCCCGGGCUCUGCCCAGUGGUCCUGGCAGCGGCAGCGGGCCCGACCGACGUGGGCCACCACCGGGGAGGGGGCCCACACGCCGGGCUGGGCCGGGCCCUCCAGAGAAGGACACGAACGUAUUUUGUAAGCCCAGGCGCCAAUGGGAAUGGACCAAAGAGUUUCAGGGAAACUCCAGUAUAUUCCAGAGUCAGAUCUAAGCCGCAGGCACGCCUGAAGACGGGUUGCCACUGUGCCACCCGAAUUCCUGUCCACACACUGCAUGCACGGUGCCACACACAUCAGAUAACUGUGGUUCACGAUCCUCUCUCCAGUUUCCCAGAGCAUCGAACACGGCUCGAAUGCGUUCAGAUCGCUCUAUUUUUUAAGAACCCGGAAACAUUUGAGCAUUGUAUCUCUCGCAUCCCUUCUCGUGAGCGCUAGACCUUUUUCUACUUUAGCCAGACUCUGUUUGGAAUCUCCGCUUUCGUAUGAACACUCAGCAGAAAAGUACUUACUUCUUGCCAGUAUCUAUUAACUAAAAAGCCUUUGAUUUGUAGUUUUAAAGAUUAACCCUGCAAGUUCUCUUCAUAACUGCCUUGACAUUUGGGGUUGUUCUGUUCUGUUAAUUUUCUUUUGCUUUUUUGUGUUUUUUGUUUGUUUUUACUCUUGCAUUUAAGACCAUUAAAUUUGAUUUUGUUUUGCUCAAA
Molecule: messenger RNA, 2352 nt
Organism: Equus quagga
Lineage: Eukaryota; Metazoa; Chordata; Mammalia; Perissodactyla; Equidae
Gene: ELAVL1
Product: ELAV like RNA binding protein 1
Exons: 6
Coding region: 154-1134 (326 amino acids)
Cellular component (GO): ribonucleoprotein complex
Molecular function (GO): RNA binding
Source: RefSeq, a predicted model, not a curated record